UUGGUGUUGUGAUAGCGCGUGUCAGCAUUUUAUUUUUUUCAACAUUAUAUUUUCAUAAAUAUAAAAAAAACAUGACCCAUAGAGUUAUUUAUCGACGUAAAAACUCUCGUUUAAAGUUUUUUGAAAAAAUUCAUGAUGGCUACUCAUAUCACUGUUAUCAAACUACCAAGGAUACCAGAUAUAUAAGAUGCUGUGAACAUCGAAGUCAUGCUUGUCCUGCUCGUGGAAAAAUAAAGAAUGAUGUACUUGAGUUAUCGAAGGAUCAUAACCAUGUCAGAGAUCCUCAGUUGCAGAAAUAUUGCAUCUUUCAAGAUGCAUUGUUUAUCGCGGCAACGGCACGCCCUUAUAGGUCCCUGAGACUUAUAUAUGAUCAAUUGAGUGUGCAACAUCAUGAAGCAGCAUCAGAAUUCACAUGGGCGAAAAUGCAGCCGCUUAUGGCAAGUUGGCGCCGCAGUGACCGACAAGCUCGUCCACCGAUUCCAAAUAAUCUACAAUAGUUCGCCAAUUAUUUAAACAUGCCACAGUGGGCCAAUUUAAAAAGCUACCCACAAGGACAAUUAAGUGUUUCUACGUGUGCAACACCUGAUGGCAGUUUUUUAACCAUCCUGUAUAACUCGAAUUUUGUACAAUCUGUAACGAAUAUAACAACAUUAUUCAUGGACACAACUUUCAAGAUAACGCUUAAAAAACCAAAAAUUUAUCAAAUUUUUAAAAUUCUUGGUUUAAUUAACGAUAAGAAAGUUAGUAAACUGAAACAAAAUCUGAAAAGCGGCUGACCCGCAGAUGAUCUCUGCAACUUUCUACUAUUUUUGAGCUUAUAUCGUUUAAAAUAUUUAGUUAUAUGUACUUUAAUGAGCUCCACGAGCUCAAAAUAUAAGAUAUCUAUACAUUCUGUACUUAAAU
This is a messenger RNA of Microplitis mediator, 903 nucleotides long. RefSeq lists its product as uncharacterized. The transcript has 3 exons. NCBI's taxonomy places the organism in Eukaryota, Metazoa, Arthropoda, Insecta, Hymenoptera, Braconidae. Bases 72 to 497 code for a protein of 141 amino acids. The record is from RefSeq and is a predicted model, not a curated record.